CGCGCGGCCAGCCGCGGGGGAAGCGGCUCUAAGUCGCGGGCUCGCAGCGCAGACUCAGCUCCGUGCGGCUAGAGGUGCGAGCGCAGGGACCGGGAGCUGACCCGGCGCGCAGUUUCCAGUGGGGCCGGGGUCCCACCCGGGCACUGUCUCUUUGAACCGAGCCCGACGAAUGGGCGCAUGACGAUGGAGAGCAGGGAAAUGGACUGCUAUUUGCGUCGCCUCAAACAGGAGCUGAUGUCCAUGAAGGAGGUGGGUGAUGGCUUACAGGAUCAGAUGAACUGCAUGAUGGGUGCACUGCAAGAACUGAAGCUCCUCCAGGUGCAGACAGCACUGGAACAGCUGGAGAUCUCUGGAGGGGCUCCUGCACCAGGCAGCCCUGAAGGUCCCAGGACCCAGCUUGAGCGCCCUUGUUGGGAGGGUGGCAGAGGUCUGGCCAGGCCCACAGUCCGCUCCCCCGCCAGUCAACCUUCUGUUGGCAGCAGCACCAAGUUUCCAUCCCAUAGGAGUGUCUGUGGGAGGGAUUUAUCCCCCCUUCCCAGGACACAGCCGCAUCAAAGUUAUGUUCAGCAGGGGUCAGAGCAAGUGGAACCAGAUGACUGGACCUCCACGUUGAUGUCCCGGGGCCGGAAUCGGCAGCCUCUGGUGUUAGGGGACAACGUUUUUGCAGACCUGGUGGGCAACUGGCUAGACUUGCCGGAAGUGGAGAAGAGUGGGGAGAAGGGUGGGAAUGGGCGGGCACAUGAACCCAAAGGAGAGAAAGGCCAGCCCCAGGAGCUGGGCCACAGGUUUGCCCUGACAGCAAACAUCUUUAAGAAGUUCUUGCGUAGUGUGCGGCCUGACCGUGACCGGCUGCUGAAGGAGAAACCAGGCUGGGUGACACCCGUGGUCCCUGAGCCCCGAACCGGCCGCUCCCAGAAGGUCAAGAAGCGGAGCCAUUCCAAGGGCUCUGGACAUUUCCCCUUCCCAGGCACUGGGGAGCACAGGCGCGGGGAGAAUCUCCCCAAAGGCUGCCCCAAGACCCUGGAGCCCUCCCCCUCAGGCUUUGAUAUUAACACAGCUGUUUGGGUCUGAGUCCUAGAGACAGAAAGUUGACUGAACCUGAAAGGGCCAGGUCCCAGUGCUGAGCCCCUGGGGAGGAGGGAGGGAGGGCGGUAUGGCUCUCAAAAGCCCAACUCCAAGUUCCUUUCCCCAAGAUGGGAGGGAGAAGCCAGAGUUCUUGGCUCAGGGCUGAUGGGAAUGUGGGUGGGAGAGAGGCUGUCGCAGGGGCUGGCUGGCGAAGGAGGUAAGAGUAGCUGGAGAGCUAGCUCUCUCGUGUGUGUGUGUGUGUGGGGGGGGGGGGUGUGGGUGUGUGUGUGGUGUGUGGU
Cebus imitator (Panamanian white-faced capuchin) is the source of this 1364-nucleotide messenger RNA. It is a transcript of the gene INKA2, whose product is annotated as inka box actin regulator 2. The record is from RefSeq and is a predicted model, not a curated record. The transcript has 2 exons. The coding region runs from base 178 to 1071 and encodes 297 amino acids. Gene Ontology annotation, cellular component: nucleus. NCBI's taxonomy places the organism in Eukaryota, Metazoa, Chordata, Mammalia, Primates, Cebidae. Gene Ontology annotation, molecular function: protein serine/threonine kinase inhibitor activity; protein kinase binding.